Molecule: messenger RNA, 891 nt
Organism: Sander lucioperca (pikeperch)
Lineage: Eukaryota; Metazoa; Chordata; Actinopteri; Perciformes; Percidae
Exons: 5
Coding region: 91-891 (266 amino acids)
Source: RefSeq, a predicted model, not a curated record
CAAACACUUGUUUGCUUAAUUGUAGACACACCGAUCAGGUGUAUAAGCACUAUAAAAAGCAGCAGGUGAGUUCAUUGGUCUUCAAGCACAAUGGAAAGAGUCAGAGAAAGAGUAAGACGAGGAGGAGAACGAGGAGGAGGACAAGGAGGAGGAGGAAGGGGAGGAAGAGGAAUCAACAGAGGAGGAAUCAACAGAGGAAGAGGAAGAGAUGGAGGCCAUGCUGGAGGUAGAGGUAGAGGUAGAGGAAGAGGAAGACAAGAAGGUGCUCAAAGAGGACCGAAUCUGACAAAUGAGAUCCGCGCAACACUGGUUGACCACGUUGUCAACCACGGCCUGACGCUGAGGGAGGCUGGACUGCGAGUACAGCCAAAUCUAAGCCAAUACACAGUGGCAAGUGUGAUAAGAACAUUUCGACUGGAAAAUAGGAUUGAGGGUCAGGAACGACAAGGGGGAAGGCCUCCUAUGUUCACAGAACAGCAAGAGAGGGAGAUAGUAAACAUGGUUUUGGCCAACAAUGCUAUAACACUCAAUCAGCUCCAAAUUAACAUUGUCAAUAACCACGCCAGUUUCAACGAUAUCCAUCAGAGAGUUUUACGAAUGGAUGGAGAGGAGAUCCAGCAUGAGUUCAUUUACAUAGAUGAGGCUGGGUUCAACCUGACGAGAACACGAAGGAGGGGAAGAAACAUCAUUGGCCACAGGGCUAUAGUCAAUGUCCCAGGGCAACGUGGGGAAGAGUUUUUCUCGGCAUGGCGGUGGAAGGUAUAUGAUCUCCGUCUCCAGGCUGAGGUACCCCUCAUCCAAGCCAUGGAGGAGGCCUGUGACCAGAUGGAGGUACCACCACACCCAACCAUUUACUCAUAUAAAACCUCCAUCAAUGCGUUCUUGUUGUGA